AUGGAGUACCACAAUUGGAAACAGGUACUUGCAGCAAUCAGAUCGGGUGGCGGAGAACAAGCAGUGUUUGAAAUUCUGCAUCGGGCACGUGAGCUAUACCGCAAUCGAUUGCAAACGGAUGCUGCAGCAGACGAGUUGGCCUCAUUGUUCGCAGAAUGUGCUAUUGCAGAAGCACAAGGACCAGUGAGGUCGUCCAACAAUCCCCCAUUGGCGCCUCUUCAUGUUGGCCCUUCGAUUCCGCUAGAUUCUGAAGGGAGAUCUUUCCUCGCUAUGUCCGGGAGGCAGCAGGUUAUGCUGGAUGCAUUCGCAGACGGGAGCAGUUUUGUGUGUCUCAAGUGUGGCGGUCUGGUUAGCACUAAUCGCAAAGACGAACAUUUUGCGUACUGGUGUAGCUAG
Messenger RNA from Zingiber officinale, 396 nucleotides. RefSeq lists its product as uncharacterized. The transcript is spliced from 2 exons. Lineage: Eukaryota; Viridiplantae; Streptophyta; Magnoliopsida; Zingiberales; Zingiberaceae. The record is from RefSeq and is a predicted model, not a curated record. Bases 1 to 396 code for a protein of 131 amino acids.